GAAGUCCGUAAAGUAAGUGAGAGUAUCAAGUAUAACCACCCUUUGAGAAAAUGUGUUGAUACAAUACUGAAAAAGUGUCCUACUGAGUACCAGGAAAGAAUGGGUAGGAACAUGGAUGAUUAUGAAGACUUUGAUGAAAGACAGAACAGUUACCCAAGUGAAAAAAGCUUGGUCAAACUUCACAAGCAGGUAAUCUAUUCAGUACAGAGACAUCGACGUACACAGGUCCAGUGGCAAAUUCUUUUAGAGCAAGCGUUUUACCUAGAAGAUGUGGCAAAAAAUGAAACCAGUGCAACUCGACAGUUUGUCCAUACCUUUCAUUCCCAGGAACCAGAAAAUAAAAUUAUUCAGUAUUUCUACACACCAACUGUUGAAUGGUACUGGGAGUGUCUUCUACGACCAUGGUUUUACAGGGUGCUUGCAGUUGUUCUGGCCACAUUCUCUGUAAUUGUUGUGUGGUCAGAGUGCACAUUUUUCAGCACAAAACCAGUUUUAUCGUUAUUCGCAGUUUUCAUACAGCUGGCAGAAAAGACAUAUAAUUACAUAUACAUAGAGAUGGCCUGUUUUCUUACCAUCUUUUUCCUAAGUAUCUGUGUUUACUCUACUGUCUUCAGGAUCCGUGUAUUUAACUAUUAUUACUUAGCUUCACAUCAUCAGACAGAUGCAUACAGUCUCCUUUUCAGUGGCAUGUUAUUUUGCCGUCUUACUCCACCAUUAUGCUUGAACUUUUUGGGCUUGACCCAUAUGGAUGCAACAAUCUCUCACAAAAACACUCAGCCAACUGCUUAUACAUCUAUAAUGGGAUCCAUGAAAGUGCUGUCCUUCAUUGCAGAUGGAUUCUAUAUAUAUUACCCAAUGCUUGUCGUCAUUCUCUGUAUUGCAACAUACUUUAGUUUAGGAACUCGUUGUUUGAAUCUUUUGGGAUUCCAGCAGUUCAUGGGGGAUAGUGAAAUGACCUCUGAUUUGAUUGAUGAAGGAAAAGAGCUAAUCAAAAGAGAGAAACGAAAACGACAAAGGCAGGAAGAAGGUGAAAACAGAAGAAGGGAGUGGAAAGAGCGUUAUGGAAAUAGAGACGAUUCCACUAGAAACAGAGUUGUUCACACAGACCAAAAAGAAUCCAGCUUCUCAGAGACCAAUACCAGUAGACCACUAUCAAAGUAUACCCGAUCAAAUGGUAGGACUGAAAGAGAUAGAAUAGAACUCCUCCAGGAUGCAGAACCUUUGGAUUUUAACGCAGACACAAUUAGUGAUGACCCCCUUGAAUUGGACUCAGGAAGGUACCAGCCUGGUGGAAGAUACCUGUCCAUGUCUCGAAGCCAAAUGUUUGAUGAUGUCUAA
This is a messenger RNA of Phaethon lepturus (White-tailed tropicbird), 1338 nucleotides long. RefSeq names its product LMBR1 domain containing 2 (gene LMBRD2). Lineage: Eukaryota; Metazoa; Chordata; Aves; Phaethontiformes; Phaethontidae. The record is from RefSeq and is a predicted model, not a curated record. The transcript is spliced from 12 exons. Gene Ontology annotation, biological process: adrenergic receptor signaling pathway. The annotation marks the transcript as partial. Gene Ontology annotation, cellular component: membrane.